UACCUAAUGUCGUUAUCAUUGCGUUAUCGCUCGCCUGUGUGUGGCACAGUACAACGAAUCUACACCACAGAUACAUAAAUAGCAUCGUAUUGUGAAAAGAAUAAAAACGUUCGUUGAAUUUCGAGUACCACUACAAUGUCUUUUUAGCGUCGUAAUGCAAACCGUCACUUUCUUGCUUCGGUUUCCGCAUUGCAACGUAGGUAGCCGAUUGGAAAUUUUGUUAUUACAGCAUCGUCAAUCUGACAUUUGAUGGAGUCUGUCAAUUCGAGUUUCAGUGGCCUACUGACUCAAAUACGUUCCUGUUCUUCAAAAUGGGAAGAAAUAAGGAAAGAACGUGAUAUUUUGAAAUCAUCUCUACAGAAAGCCAACGAUAAGAUCGCAGAGCUCGAAACAACCGUAGCCAGAUACAAAGCGAAGGAUUUGGUGGUUGAAAGAGAGAGAUUACUUUUAUCUCGAGUGAUUAACACGCUGCAUGAAGAAUUAGUUAAGGAAGGCCCGAUAUCGAAAAAAAUUGAUGAAAUCGAAGAGGAUGUGUCGUGGUUGAGCAAAGCUGUCGAAAAAUCCAUCUCCGAUCUAGAUAAAAGAAAAUCUUCAAUAGAUUCGAAUAAUUCGUGCUGUAAAGUUUAUGAAAACGAGACACAGGUUAUUAACGGCGAAGAUGCUUUGAUUAAAAAUCAUAAAAAUAAAGAGCAAUCCGGUAUCGACGAUGUUGAUUUAUGCCCACUUCAUGUUACGGAUAAAAAUGUUGAGUUUCCUUCAGCGUGUUCUUAUGAUAGAUCAAAACCUUCAAUAUUACAACAAACAUUAACGCAACCUGUGUUAAACGAAGGUGUAAAUUUACUCGAGUUUACAAAUUUGUUCACGUUUUACUCCACCUUGUUUUCUAUUUCGGAAAAUUCGCAGAGCAAGAUUGUUCCAACGAACAAUGGGACGCUGGAAAAAAAUGAUUGUAGACUAUUUUUGACCGAUUUAAUCGCGUCGUCUUCGCAAAGGUUUGCAAAUCGUAAUGACAGCCAUAAUAAAUCGUAUUCAUUUUCCAAAAAUGAAAUUCCUUCGUGUGUCGUAACGCCAUCUUCGAAUUUCUCAUUGCCCAACGAUGAGGUGGUUCGCAACUCUGAAACAAUUACCAGUAACCAAGACAAAUGCGAUUCUUCUUUAUCCGGUCAGAAUAAAUGUAACGAAGUUGUUAGUUCCAAUGAUGAAGAUAUAGGUAUUGAAAACCCAGACGAUCAAGAAAAUCCACCACAAAUUGGUACUACGAGUACAUCAAUCGAGUUUACUAGUUCUGACGACACCGCCGAAGAAAUCUUACGUCAUCAAAUCAGCUCCGAUUCUUCUCCGUUGAGUAAUAAUGAAUACGGUGAUGUCGAGAAUUCUAAUGAAGAUUUAGCCAUUCAAAACUCAGACAAUCUACAAAAUCCGUCAGAAAUCAGUAGUUUUAAUGAAGUGACAGAAAAUGAUGCGGAUGUCGAAAUGGCAGAAGAAGAUUUAGUCACUGAAUCCGGCAAAAAUUCAAACUAUUAUUGUAACGAGAUCAAUGAGAUGUCUUGUGUAGAAAUCCCCAAUUGGCGUUAUAAUCUAAGAGAACGAAAAUUUAUAAAGAACGAUAAGUAUUCAAGUGAAGAUGAAUAUUUCCCCUCAAAUUAUUCAAAUAAAAAAACAAAUUCAUCAACGUCUUCUGAAUGCAAAAAAGGAGAACAAUGUAUGAAAAAUGAAAACUAUUUGAGUGUCCAUGGAAGUAUCGAUCCUUUUCAUCCUAUAGAUUCAUGUUCUGCAAGUGAAGGACCAUCACCCGUGCCACUUUUGAAUUCACGGAUGUGCAUUCCUGAUAAAACCAUUUCUAAACAAUAUAGAAAGAAAUGUUUGAUAUGCGCGAAACAAAAUCCAAAUGAUUCAAAUCCGCAAUUCUUUUCUUAUCGUGAACUCGAUCAGCACUUAUUGGAAAAUCAUCCCAACCCGUUUCCGGUCUAUACACGUUGUCCCUAUGAAGAAAAAAACUGUAUAAGACAUUUUAGAUCCAGGACUAACUUACGCACACAUAUAUUACUGCAUCAAAAAGGAACAUCGCUUCAUUCACAAAAAAACGUCGUUCAGCAACAAAAGUAGGUGCUUGUAUUAUUAUUAUAGGCACCGAGGUACUUUGAACUGCAUCAUACGAUUUCGCUCGUACAGUAGAUAUAUGUAUAUUGUUAUAAAUUAUUGGUUUUUUUGUUUGGUAGAUCUUCCCAGUUGACCAAAUGCUAGCAAAUUUUGUGCUAGCGUAAAUGGUGCCGGAAUUUGAGACACUUUUUUUAAAAAAUGCUAGCAAAUCAGUUGCGAUUAGGUCGCAUUAGAGUAGCAGAAUUGCGCACAAAUAGCUAGCACGUAGCUGGCACAAAGCUAGCAAAAAGCUAGCAUUUUGUUGGCACUUUGCUCUGCAUUCUGCUACGUACAUGCGACUAAAUCGCGACUGAUUUGCUAGCAAUUUUUACAAAAAGUGUCUCAUAUUCCGGCACCAUUUACGCUAGCGCAAAUUAUGCUAGCAAGAAGCUAGCAUUUUGCUAGCGUAGAAAAACUUUGAUCAGUAAAGUAAUUACUAUUAAUUAAUUUUUAAAAAUUCUGGGUGUUUACCUUUAACAGGUGGUAGUUCUCCAGGAAAUUCCAAAAAUUAGGCGACUGUCCCAGCUUAGAGGUAGCAUAACGCUAGCAUCUUGGGAUAGUAUAAGAAGAGUGAUGUCACUCUUCUUACUUUUCAACAAGAUACCACCUUGAGCUUAUAUUCAACUUGAUGACACACUUUAUCUAAGAGUAGCAAACUAUACCAUGAGAGAGAUCGACGCUAGCAAUUCGCUAGCAUUAUGCUAGCGCUUAGGUUGAAAAAUCACUUUAUUAAAUAAAAAAUGAAGUUUUUUUUUUUAAAUAGAAAAUUUGUCAAAAUUUAAAAUUUGAAAAUGAAGUAUCAAACAAACCAUGAAAAUGAAAAAUUUCAAAAACAUUUGAACAACAUUUUAGUCCACGGAAAUGGGGGUAAUUGCACCCCCUGCCGAUCCUCCGGGACAACGUUUUCCUUAAAGGGGACAUCCUAAGGAACAUUUUAAAGCAAACUUGCUGAAAAAAUUGGCAUUACUUACAAAAUGGCGGCAAUUUUGAUUGAAAGGUCAGCCGAAAUCGCAGAUUUUGCGUUUCAACAUAGGACGUGCACAAAAUUUUUCAAACCUUACAAACGUAGAUCGAAAGAUCAUGCAAAAAUUCAUCACCUGUCAAAAUUUUUUUUUUUUUUUUUUUUGACAUUUUUUUAUACUGGGCGUGUAUAAUUGCCAGGAUUUUUACGCCCAGUUUUGAGGGGUUUGUCUAGAUUUGGUUUGAAAGAUUGAUUUCUUUGAUGUAUUCAAGUGCUAAAGUAAGUACCUUUUUCGAUAUUUGGUGAAUUUUCAAAAAUCAAAUUUUGGCCAAAAUGUGAGAAAAAAUCAAAAUUUUACCAAAUUGACCAAGAAACCUGACAUUUGGGAUAUACCCUAUUUUCGACAUGCCAAAUCGAUGGGAAACGGUUUCAACUUGUUUUGAGCAGUUCUGGAGCCUCCAGCAGAUUUUUGAAACUCAAAUUGAAGUUGUAAAGCUCAAAUUUAUUCUGAAAACUAAUUUCAAUACGCUACGAAGUACUGCAGGUGAAUUUCAAGUCGUUUUGGAGCCUCCAGCGACUCUUUGGAAAUUCCUGAAGCCUCCAGCAGAUUUUUAAAACUUUAAAUUUUCACAAAAUUUCAUCAAACUGAGAUGGAGAGUCGAAAUUCAUUCUGCAAACUAAUUUUAAUACGCUACGAAGUCAACUGCUUGUGGAUUUCAAGUCGUUUUGGAGCCUCCAGCGAAUUUUCGAAGGUUGUAUGGCGUUUUUUGGAAAAUUGGAAUUUCCUAAAAGUAGCUGGAAGCUUCAAAACCAUUUGAAACCUGCGAAGUAAAUUUCAGCUUGUCAACUCCAAUUGAUUAAUUAAUGUUGUGGGAAUUUCAAGUUUCAAAAGCCUACUGGAGGCUCUAAAAUGACUUGAACCCACCUGAAGUCGUCUUCAGAGGGUGUUAAAAUUGGAGUGUAGAGUAAACUACAGCUUUCUAUAUCUAUGUCCAUUUGAUGAAAUUUUGUUGUCCCCUUUAAGAAAAAAGUUACCCCGGAAGAUCGGCGGGGGGGGGUGCAAUUACUCCUAUUGUCAUAUGCAGGAAUAUUUUUAAUGAUUUUUGUAUGCGCGCUGAGGGAUGGAAAAGAUACUUGCUCGCAUUUUGCUACAAUAAAUAACGCAGAAAAAGGUUUAUUGGUGAGAAAUGCGUAAGAUCUGGUAGCACGUUCCUAUCAUUUGACUACAAAGAAAACGCCAAGUCACCAGAUGCAGAAACUAGAGAUAUGCUUACAUUUUUCUAGAGCCAGAUGGCUAAGUAAAUGCUAGCUCAGAGAUGCAAGAAUAUUACCUGAAGUUUCCUAUCAUAAAACUGUGAGCAGGUACAUAUUAGUCAGUGAUACGCUGGCAUUAAGCGAGCAGGUAUAGAGUGAGGAAAAAGCUAGCUGAGAUAUGCGAGAAUAUUGCUUGAACUUUCUUGGCAUAGAAUUGCAAGCAAGUAUCCAUCAGUGAUACGCUAGCAUCAGGCGAGCAUGUAUGAAGUGAAGUAAAAGCUAGCUGAGAUAUGCGAGAAUAUUGCUUGAACUGUCCUAGCAUAGAAUUGCGAGCAAGUAUCCGCCAGUAAUACGCUAGCAUAAGGCGAGCAAGUUAAAGUGAAGUAAAAGCUAGCUGAGAGUCGCUGGAAAACAGCUCGAAAAUUGCUAGAAUUGAAUUUGCUAGCGAAAAACUGCAAGAAAAUCGCUUACUUUUAGCGAGAUAAUUAUUGCUGGCCACAAAAAGCGAGUAAAUUGCUAGCAACUUAUCAAAACGCGAAUAAAACGCUAGCUUUUUGCUAGCAUGUGGUCAACUGGGUUGGCUUUGCACUUUCUGUGGUGAAAUGUUCGCACUUUCAGUAGAUCUGAAAAAUCACGUAAAACGAGAACACUCCGCGUUUGCGAAAGCUUCGAUGACUUGCGAAUAUUGCAAAUACGUUACGAAAUCGUCAAAAAAAAUGAAGACCCAUAAGUUGAAAUAUCAUACUAAGCUUACGUGUGAAUUUGGAAUUGGACACCCUGCUAAAAACAUAAAUCAGGAAGAUGCGAAUGAGAAAAGUGAUGAGAAAGGGGAGAUCUCUUCGUCACAUAUGGUUUCAUCGUCGAAUAAUCGAAAGAAAAUAUCAUGCAUUUACAAUGUUGCAGGGAAUGUGUAAUAUGCAGGAGAAAUAACCCGGACGGAAUGAAGUUUCAGUCCAGCAGAGACCUCGAUUCUCAUAUUUCGAAAUACCAUCCUAAUCCAUUUCCGGACUAUUAUCCUUGUCCUCGUCGAUCCGAUUGCUGUAAUCGACAUUUCACCAGCAUUAGAAGCCUUUCGAAUCAUUUGAGAGGAUGUCCUCCAAAAAUUAAGGCCCAUCGCUAGAUUGUAGGUAUAUUUUCUCUACUUAAUUGAAAAGCAAAAACGUUUUUUCUACGUGUAGUUUUAAAACGUGAUAAAUAUUUCCUUGCUUCGGAGUUUGUUUUGGUUUAAUUUUUAAAUGAUGUGCUCUAAAAGGUACUUAACAUUGUGUACCUAUUUGUAUGUUUUGAAUUUUUGAAUAAAUAUUUCAGGGGUUGUUUGGUAA
Molecule: messenger RNA, 5676 nt
Organism: Planococcus citri (citrus mealybug)
Lineage: Eukaryota; Metazoa; Arthropoda; Insecta; Hemiptera; Pseudococcidae
Exons: 7
Coding region: 250-2106 (618 amino acids)
Source: RefSeq, a predicted model, not a curated record